Caenorhabditis elegans is the source of this 837-nucleotide messenger RNA. RefSeq lists its product as uncharacterized. The coding region runs from base 8 to 592 and encodes 194 amino acids. NCBI's taxonomy places the organism in Eukaryota, Metazoa, Nematoda, Chromadorea, Rhabditida, Rhabditidae. The transcript has 5 exons. The record is from RefSeq and is marked reviewed.
AAUCGCCAUGGUUAUGAUACAGGACUCGUCGUCUUCUCAGCUACGUGAGAAGCGACCAUUAAAUACGCCGCCGAGAUUCGUUUUCGGGAAACUUCACAUUCAUCACACAAUGAACGUCAUCGUAGCUGUCGGGGUGCUGGCAAUCCUUAUCAUCAUGGGAGCUCUUUACAUGAAGUUCAGAAAGGCAAUGUUCGUCAUGAUGGUCCCGUCUACAGUAACCGUGCUCACAGUUUUUGCAAUCAUUUCUAAGAGGCAUCGAUUUGUUUGGCCUGUUGUAGCGAUUUCGAUGUUUCACGUGAUUCUCUCCUGUUAUGCACUCGUCAUCUUCAGCUUUUACUUCUUCAUAAAACCAUACUACAUCCUUAUGAUCUCCAACUGGAUGUUUGAUACAAUGCAUGGCGAGAAGAACGCGGCGUUCUACCUCCAGUCACUGGCAAUGUACACGUUUCUGACGUGUUUCAUGCUGUUCAACGCGUGGCAAGCCCAUGUCGGAAUUCACUAUAUUGAGCACAUCUUCUCCGAACGUGAAGAAUCCGAGCCACAACAGCUCCACCAACCAACUAUUGUUACAGUCAACAAGCCAAUGUACUGAUUGCUCAUUUUUCAUUUUCUCUGUCUCUCUACUCUAACACUAAGCUUUACCUCUGAACAAAACUUACACGAGAAUCGCGCCAGCAGACUUUGCUGGCGCUUUUUCCGACAAUCUAACACGCCAAGCUUUCAAAGUUGUUUUCAAAAAAACGAAGAGAAACUAACUUAUUACUGAUCUCCGGAUCUUUUGCAUUUUUAUUAAUUUUAAUUUGUUUGUAUUAUAUUGAAUAAACCGUGAACUUCAAA